CGUGACAACAAGGUGCAGGGCUGGAUGAACACAGCAGGCAGGGUCUAGGCCCGAAACGUCAGCCUCUCUGCUCCUAUGAUGCUGCUUGGCCUGCUGUGUUCAUCCAGCCCUGCACCUUGUUGUCACGGAUUUGAGUCCAGUGGGUGGAGACUGCGCCUGCGCGUCACCAUGGGGGUUUGGUUGCUGGGGGAGGGGGAUGGGCUCAUUUCUCUUCAGUCAGAUAGUGGGCAGGGCUGGGCCUGGCCGGACAGGGUAAGGCCCAGGGCUGAGCAGAGCAGCAGAUGUGGGCGGUAAUGUUUCAGGCACCGGCUCGGCUGUGCGCGACGUUACGCCAGCGAGAUCUCCUGCAGCUCAUGUCCGGCUCUUCGCCCGCGUUCAGUCGCCAGGCCCUGCUCCGUAAAACCGGCUCGGCAUCAGCGACGACGGGGACACUGCCGCCAGCGGCGGGAGCACCGGCCCCGGGUGCGACGGUCGGCGCGGCGGCCGUGUGUUCCAUGGGAACUAAUACCAACAGGUUGUACAGUGCUCUGGCUCCAACUGUAACAGAUAAUGGAAUACCACAACCAAAGGAAUACGACGUAGAGACAAACUUAGAACCAGUUGAUCCAACAGACCCCAAUGAUCUCCUCAAAGAAUGUCAGAAGGUGCUCGAAAACCGUCCACCCAGACUCCAGCGGGAUUUUUUGCUUUUAAAGAAAAGUAAUCUUUCUGCUGUGUCUCGUCCGAUCAAGGUCCUACAAUGGAACAUACUAGCGCAAGCUCUUGGAGAAUGGAAGGAUAAUUUUAUUAAGUGUCCAAAAGAAGCUUUGAACUGGUCAGAGCGUAAAUACCUUAUCUUGGAAGAGAUUCUGAGCUACCACCCAGAUAUCUUGUGUCUGCAAGAAGUGGAUCAUUACUUUGAUACCUUCCAGCCAGUUCUCCGUGGGUUAGGCUAUCAUUCAACAUUCUUCCCCAAACCAUCAUCUCCUUGUUUGGAUGUAGAACAUAACAAUGGACCAGAUGGAUGUGCUUUGUUUUUUCUACGGGAACGAUUUGAAUUGAUUGACACUGCCACAAUUAGACUAGCAGCCAGGAUGUUGCAGACCAAUCAAGUGGCUAUUGUCCAAACCCUCCGGUGUAUUGAAACUAGCAAGGUGUUCUGUGUUGCUGUGACUCACCUGAAGGCCUGCAGUGGUUGGGAGCGAUUUCGUUCAUCACAAGGCUGUGAUUUGCUCCAGAAUCUAGAAACCAUUACUGAUGGAGCCAGUAUUCCUAUUAUUGUGUGUGGAGAUUUUAAUGCAGAGCCCACUGAAGAUGUUUACAAACAGUUUACCAAGUCCAGUCUAAAUCUGAGCAGUGCGUACAAGCUACUGAGUGAAGAUGGACAAUCAGAACCCCCCUUCACAACAUGGAAGAUACGACCCUCGGGCGAGAGCUGCCAUACGUUGGAUUACAUUUGGUAUUCCCGGAAUGCGUUUUGUGUGAAUAGAUUGCUGAAUUUGCCUACAGAGGAACAAAUUGGCCCUAAUCGCUUGCCAUCAUUCCACUAUCCCUCAGAUCAUUUGUCGCUUAUUUGUGAAUUUAGCUUUCUGGAUCAAUUUGAUGAAUGUUGACUCCUUUUCAAUCUAUUAUUAAAAGGUGAAAAUUUAGUCAGUACAGUGAAUUAAAUCACUCCUCCCACCUUCCAUUGAACCACUGCCAUUGUAAAUAAUUUGAGACUGAUCUCCCUUCAGAGCAGAAUCGUUAAUAAAAUGCUGUUCAAUGCUUCUGUCUCAACGGCAGUCAGCUGCUUUCUAAAGCCUGAUUCAAAUGCCACUAAAUUUACGGACCAUUUCUUUUAAAGUAUUUGUCUACAUUUUUCUUGGAUGGAGUUUGGGUAGUUUGUCUCAAAUCGAGUGUGGUUUUAUAUGCACAUCAAUCAAUGUGUAGUUUGUGUUGCAUUUUAUUCAGAAAUAAACAGAUGGUCAGUCGUGUCUGAUUUUACACACCA
Rhincodon typus (whale shark) is the source of this 1969-nucleotide messenger RNA. Its product is annotated as nocturnin. The record is from RefSeq and is a predicted model, not a curated record. Gene Ontology annotation, biological process: circadian rhythm. The transcript is spliced from 3 exons. NCBI's taxonomy places the organism in Eukaryota, Metazoa, Chordata, Chondrichthyes, Orectolobiformes, Rhincodontidae. Gene Ontology annotation, molecular function: poly(A)-specific ribonuclease activity. Bases 282 to 1592 code for a protein of 436 amino acids.